AUGAGACCUUCCACAGUGAUGGAAAGUCACACUGAACCUCAACGAGUAAACAAUCCUGCUCCAAUAAUGGCGUUCAAAUUUGUUCUGUUCGCUACUCUGGUAGCUGCCGCCAGCGCUGGUCUGCUUCCUGUGGCUCACCAUGGAUCGAUCGCCACGUCGCACUCCACCAUCCAGCACCAUGCUGCUCCCGCUAUCCAUCAUGUCGGAUCGGUCCACGCCGCCCCGGCUAUCUACCAGCACUCGGCCCCGGCUAUCGUCAAGACCAUUGCUCAGCCCACGAUCAUCAAGUCUGUAGAGCACCACGCUCCGGCCAACUACGAGUUCUCGUACUCCGUCCAUGACGAGCACACCGGAGACAUCAAGAGCCAGCACGAAACUCGCCACGGAGACGAAGUCCAUGGACAGUACUCGCUGUUGGACUCCGACGGUCACCAGCGCAUCGUCGACUACCAUGCUGAUCAUCACACCGGAUUCAACGCCGUCGUGCGCCGUGAGCCCUCGGCUGUGAAGAUCGCUCAGCCCGUGCACAAGGUGAUCGCCCAGCCCGUGCAUGUGUCCAGCUAUGCCCAUGCUCCAGUAGCUCACGCCACUGUCCAGCACCACCAUGCUGCCCCGAUCGCGCACUACUCCGCACCGAUCGCGCACCACGCUGCUCCGAUCGCGCACUAUGCUGCCUCGAUCGCGCACCACGCUGCUCCGAUCGCGCACUCAACCUCCAGCAUCGUCCAUGGACCGAGCCAUCUGAGCCAUCAUCAUUACUAAGAAUAAUUCUAGUGGUGUAGUAAGGACUUCAGUUACAAAACAGAUAGUUUAUAAAAGCAUAAAUAAAAAGCGAUUAAAAAUUA
Molecule: messenger RNA, 845 nt
Organism: Anopheles gambiae (African malaria mosquito)
Lineage: Eukaryota; Metazoa; Arthropoda; Insecta; Diptera; Culicidae
Product: cuticle protein 8
Exons: 3
Coding region: 1-762 (253 amino acids)
Cellular component (GO): extracellular matrix
Source: RefSeq, a predicted model, not a curated record